This is a messenger RNA of Arachis ipaensis, 930 nucleotides long. RefSeq lists its product as uncharacterized. NCBI's taxonomy places the organism in Eukaryota, Viridiplantae, Streptophyta, Magnoliopsida, Fabales, Fabaceae. The record is from RefSeq and is a predicted model, not a curated record.
AUGAAGCAGGCUAUAGCGCUCCCUUCCAAUACAAAGAUAGUACUCCCAUUUAACAAAGAGCUGCAACCGAUUGGUCAGGCAGUAGGAUUAUUGAGUGGUUUCUUAGGGAGUUUGGGUGCGGAUUAUUCCCAGUUCCCCAUACACUUAGACAGUUGGAAGCAUGUGAGCAAAGCUAAGAAGGAACAUACGUACGACAUGGUUAAGCGGGUCUUUCAGUUUGAGGACGAUGCCGGAGGAAAAAUAAAGCGCGAUAUUAUGAAGAGGAUAAGAAAGAUCUGGAAGGAUACAAGGCACCACUUAUAUCAUAGGUAUUACAAAGAAACAAGGACUUAUGAGGAAAAUCUUAAGCAUCACCCGAAAGGAAUAGAAGAAAAUGAAUGGAAAAAGUUCAUUGACUAUCGCCAGAAGGAAGACACAAAGUGUAAACAGAACGCUUUAAAUCGGAGUAAGCAACUUUACACACAUACUGGGGGCUCUAAAACAUUGGCAAGAAAAAAAGACGAAGUGGAGAAAGAACAAGGAAGGCACGUUGGUAGAGGAGAGUUGUUUAUCAUGACUCAUAAGAAAAAAGAUGCUCGUAUAUCCAUCCCGAUGCGCGUGUUGUUAGUAAAGGAGUACCUAGGACGAGUUCGUGCCCUAGGUGCUGGACCAUGUCCCACCCAAGUCUUUGGUAACACUACUGGACAACCGUCGGGUUAUGCAGAGCCCAAUGAAGAGUACGAGAGGAGGAUUGCAGAAUUGACGGCUAAGUUAGAAGAAGAGCAGGCAAAGAGACAGUCGAUACAUAAGGUCUUGGGAUAUCUAGUCCAACAGCAAGGAGGCAAUUUGCCAACUGAGGUUGCUGCAGAGCUGGCUUUUUUGGGCGGUACACCGGACUCGUCAUAUGCAGGAUCUUCAUCUGGCAAUCACGACCCACAACAAAAAUUUUGA